AUGACGUCCAACCAACACCACAACCUGCAGCCCGGACUUGCCAUUAAUGUCGACAGCUUGCGGUUAGAACUAAGCACCAACCGCCCUCCGCCACCGUCACCGCCACCGCCACUGCCGCCAACAAGUUCCAUUACCGUCAACAAGCCCGGCCCCAUAGUUGAUGAUCAGAGGAGGCUAAUUAUUAAUAAGAAUAUUGAUGAGAUCAAUAUAAUUAAUCAACCACCACCACCAGCAGAUGCCUCAAGCUGGCCAAGUUUCUCUGCAGUUUGGGUGAAAUGGCUUAUGGGAUGGGUAAUAUCUUUUGCAUUUCCAUUUUGGAAACAGCAAUGGGAUCAAUUUCUUGCAUUAGAAGCUGAGGCGGAGAUGGUGGUAGAAGAAGCGGAAAAGGUAGCGGAGGUGGUGGAAAAGGUGGCGUUGGCAACCGAAAAUAUGUCGGCUCAAAUAGCACAAAACCUUCCGGAUGAUGAUGAUGAUCAACUAAAAAAAGCAGCUUUGUUCGUGCAACAUGUAUCCCAUGAAACGGCCAAAGAUGCUAAAUCACUUUCAAAUUUUAUUCACAAGGUGGGUGAUUUGAAACAAGAUGUAGAAGAUUUGGAGACUAUUGUUAUCAAGAAUAAUACAGGCAGUAGCAGUAGCAGCCUGCCAAAAGUGACAUGA
This is a messenger RNA of Impatiens glandulifera, 657 nucleotides long. RefSeq lists its product as uncharacterized. The record is from RefSeq and is a predicted model, not a curated record. The transcript has 5 exons. Lineage: Eukaryota; Viridiplantae; Streptophyta; Magnoliopsida; Ericales; Balsaminaceae. Bases 1 to 657 code for a protein of 218 amino acids.